UCUUCGCCGUCUUCUGCAGGCGGGCGCUUCCUACCAGGCCACCAUGGUGACCCUUGGCCUGUCCCGCGUCGACGACGCCGUGGCCGCCAAACACCCGGGACUCGGGGAAUACGCUGCGUGCCAGUCAAACGCCUUCAUGAAGGGCGUGUUCACCUUUGUCACAGGAACCGGCAUGACCUUCGGCCUGCAGAUGUUCAUUCAGAGAAAGUUCCCGUACCCGAUGCAGUGGAGCGUGCUGAUGGCUGUGGUUGCAGGCUCUGUGGCAAGCUAUGGGGUGACAAGAGUGGAAUCGCAGAAAUGCAGCAACCUCUGGCUCUUCCUGGAGACAGGGCAACUUCCCAGAGACAGAGGCACAGGAGGAAGAAAGGAGACAAGGAAAGCAGGUCACCUACCAUUUCUGCUUACACACCACUGGCCAGAACUGAGCAUCUAUGGAGGAGAUCAGGACACAAACAUGCACAGAGAGACAACUCCCUGAGGGCCCAGGGAAAAGACAGUGUCUGUAAGCCAAGGAAUCAGGCCUCAGGGAAACCAGCCUUUGGCACCUGGAUCCUAGACUUCAGCCUCCGGGAC
Marmota monax (woodchuck) is the source of this 573-nucleotide messenger RNA. It is a transcript of the gene Tmem141, whose product is annotated as transmembrane protein 141. The record is from RefSeq and is a predicted model, not a curated record. The transcript has 6 exons. NCBI's taxonomy places the organism in Eukaryota, Metazoa, Chordata, Mammalia, Rodentia, Sciuridae. Bases 44 to 478 code for a protein of 144 amino acids.